AUGUACCCGUCCAUCAAACACGGGAUGAACACUGAAUCUGGGGCUGCGCUGCGCUGGGGAUGGCUCGCGAAGCUCCGGCAGCGGCUGCGGUGGCUGCUGGAAGUAAUCGCUGUUCCUCUCUUUUCAGACACUUUUCCCGAAAUCUCCCUGAACAACGAGAAAAGCCUGCCAGAAACCAGCUAUCCCAACCAAACGACGCGGCUGCCGCCGAUAACCUACACGGGGCGCUUCUCCUUAGAGCCGGCCCCCAACAGCGGCAACACCUUAUGGCCAGAGCCUCUCUUCAGCCUCGUCAGUGGGCUGGUGGGCAUGGCUAAUGCACCUCCCACCUCGACGCCUACUUCAUCAUCGCCAUCCUCCUCCUCGCAGAGCUCCCCACUGAGCUGCUCAGUCCAAGCCAGCGAGAACAGUCCAAUCUAUUCAGCUGCACCAACGUUUCCCAAUUCCAGCUCUGACAUUUUCCCUGAAUCGCAGACCCAGUCCUUCCCCAACCCCUCUGGAGCCCCCAUCCAGUACCCACCUCCAGCUUAUCCGACUGCUAAAACCAACUUUCAGGUGCCAAUGAUCCCGGAUUACCUGUUCCCUCAGCAACAGGGAGAGCUCAGUCUUGUUCCGGCUGAUCAGAAGCCCUUCCCAGCCCUGGAGACCAGAGCACAGCAGCCUUCCCUCACGCCACUGUCCACUAUUAAGGCAUUUGCUACUCAGACUGGUUCCCAGGAGUUGAAGACCCUCAACACUAACUAUCAGUCCCAGCUGAUCAAGCCCAGCAGGAUGAGGAAAUACCCAAACCGUCCCAGCAAGACCCCUCCUCACGAGCGACCCUACGCCUGCCCCGUGGAGUCCUGUGACCGGAGGUUUUCCCGAUCCGAUGAGCUGACGCGGCACAUCCGCAUCCACACGGGACAGAAACCUUUCCAGUGCCGCAUCUGCAUGCGGAACUUCAGCAGGAGCGACCACUUGACCACGCACAUCCGCACACACACAGGGGAGAAGCCAUUUGCCUGUGACAUUUGUGGCAGAAAGUUUGCCAGGAGUGAUGAGAGGAAGAGGCACACUAAAAUCCACCUUAGGCAGAAGGACAAGAAAGUGGAAAAGGCAGCUCCAGUCUCAACUGCUUCCCCAAUUCCUGCCUAUUCAUCCUCUGUGACUACAUCCUACCCUUCCUCCAUCACCACCACUUAUCCCUCACCAGUGCGCACAGUGUAUUCCUCUCCUGCUCCGUCUUCCUAUCCGUCCCCUGCACACACCACAUUCCCCUCCCCUUCUAUAGCAACCACUUAUCCCUCUGGCACUGCCACUUUUCAGACCCAAGUGGCCACCUCCUUCUCAUCUCCAGGGGUCACCAAUAAUUUCAGCUCUCAGGUGACCUCAGCACUUUCAGACAUGAACUCAGCCUUUUCUCCAAGGACAAUUGAGAUCUGCUGAGAUGACCUUCUGGAACAGGAGAAUUUACCUUUUCCAUUGGUAUUAUCAGACAUGGAGUCUCCAAUUACUCCCCCAACACCAUACGUUGCAAGGCUAUUUAACUUUAGUUUAAACUUCAGCUGCCUGAAACAACUGCUGCUUAAGUUUUCCACCUCUGUUGAAUGACUUAAUUUGCAUGGACUGUGGAUAUAAGUUCAAUAUAAUUUUCCCCGUAAACAAUAGUCUUUUAUUAGGAAGAAAGGACUUUUGAUUAAGUAUCUAGCUGAUGUAAAUUGUACAUGUGCCAUGGUUUUGCUUUCCUUUAGGGUACUAUUGAUGUGGAAAAAAAAAAUCUUUGCAUAUUCAUAUUGUAUUAUUUGGAGUUUGCAGGGCCAUAUUUUGUAAAUGUUAAUUCUAUUUCAGUGACAAUGCUGUAACGCGUUUCAAACUUCUUUGGGAACAGCACUUACUGUAUUUGAGCAUGUUAGAGUGAUGCUGUGUAAAUAUCAUCUGAUGAGACACUCACAUGUGGCAGAAGUUUUGUUUUAAAAGUUAAAAGUCUUGGUGCCUUUUCGUGAAGCCUUGCUGACGUCAUGCAUUUGUGUGAAUGGAUGCUUUGCAUCUUGCCUUAAAAGUGAAAGGGAUGUUACUCAAAGAAUGUAAAGGGAAGCAGGGAAUGGGUGGGGAGAGGAGCAGGAGAAAGGCCUGAGGGAUGGAAUGUAAGCAAAAAAAAAAAAAAAUCCCACACCUCUCAAAGUCUAUUUUUGUUACAAAAAUGUAAAUUUAUAUAUAUAUUCAGGAGUUGGAAUGUUGUAGUUACCUACUGAGUAGGCAGCAAUUUUUGUAUGUUAUGAACAUGCAGUUCAUUAUUUUGUGGUUUAUUUUUACUUUAUAAUUGUGUUUGUUAAAAUGAAAGUGACUGUUUGGCUUCUAAACACAUUGAAUGCGCUUUCCUGCCAAUGGGAUAUUUGGUGUACAAUACCCUUCAGAAAAAAAUAAAUAAAAUAUCAAGUCGUGCAGA
Molecule: messenger RNA, 2425 nt
Organism: Manacus vitellinus (golden-collared manakin)
Lineage: Eukaryota; Metazoa; Chordata; Aves; Passeriformes; Pipridae
Gene: EGR1
Product: early growth response 1
Exons: 2
Coding region: 1-1425 (474 amino acids)
Biological process (GO): regulation of transcription by RNA polymerase II
Molecular function (GO): DNA-binding transcription factor activity, RNA polymerase II-specific; RNA polymerase II cis-regulatory region sequence-specific DNA binding
Source: RefSeq, a predicted model, not a curated record